AUGGCUACGGGUGGCGCACGUCGUGUAGAGGCCUCCUCGAGCUCCAAGAUGCGCAUAAAGGCUUUCCCCACUUCAAUGGACGAGCGCCAUAUUAAUCAGACAUGGGAGCAGCUAAAGCGAGCCAUGCUGGAGAUACAAAAGAAAAAUAACAGUGGCCUUAGUUUUGAGGAGCUCUACCGCAACGCGUAUACUCUCGUUCUGCAGAAGAAGGGUGAUUUACUUUACAAUGGCACUGAACGGGUUGUCAAGGAGCACAUGCUACGGAUACGUGAAGCGGUCAUAGAGCACUUGAAUAAUCAGUUUCUUUCAUUUCUUAAUACCUCCUGGAAGGAUCACCAAACAGCGAUGACCAUGAUACGUGAUAUUCUAAUGUACAUGGAUCGCAUCUAUGUCCCUCGCGAGAGACUGGACAAUGUGUAUAAGAUGGGGAUGACCUUAUUUUGUCAGUAUGUGCUACGUUACCCAGUUAUCUGCGAGAAUCUUCAAAAGACCCUGCUAGACAUGGUGAAGCGAGAGCGCCUGGGAGAUGCCAUCUCGCGACCGCAAAUUCGCGAUGCAUGCCAAAUGUUUGUUCAGCUUGGUGUGGGUUCUCUAGCUGUCUACGAGGAGGACUUUGAACGGGCUUUUCUGCUCCAAACGAGAGAGUUCUAUCGGGCCGAAAGUGAGGCUUUUCUAGCCGAGAAUACCUCCGCAACGAUGUAUGUUCAGAAGGUUGAGCAGCGAAUUGAGGAGGAGAUGAAGCGUGCCUACCAGUAUCUCGACUCCUCCACUGAGCCCAAGGUCGUGGCUGUACUGGAAGAAGAACUCAUAAGCCGACACUUGCAGACCAUUGUGAACAUGGAGAAUUCUGGUCUAGUUUUCCUACUGACGCACGAUCGUUUUGACGAGAUUGCAAAUAUGUAUAAUGUUUUGUCGCGUGUCCCAGAGGGACCUAAAGCAAUGAGUCAGUGUAUUAGCACCUUCCUACGUGAGCGUGGCCAGAAUAUUGUGCGCGAGAGUGGAAGUAGCAAUCCACAACAGUACAUCCAGGAUCUCCUCCAAUUGCGAGACCGCUGUAAUGUUCUGCUUACCGCUUUGGGCAACAAACAAAUCUUCCGGAACCAAAUAAAUGCUGAUUUUGAGUACUUUAUCAACCUGAACCCCAAGUCUACGGAGUUCUUGUCGCUAUUCAUUGACGAGAAGCUCAGGAGGGGUACCAAGGGUAUGGCUGAUCAGGAUGUGGAUGCCGUUUUUGACAAAUGCACCGUCCUCUUCCGUUACCUUCAAGAGAAGGACAUCUUUGAGCGUUACUACAAACAACACUUGGCCAAACGAUUGCUGCUUAGCAAGAGCCAGUCAGAUGACCAGGAGAAGAGCAUGAUCUCGAAACUGAUGGCUGAAUGCGGUGGAGUGUUUACCAGUAAACUGGAAGGGAUGUUCAAGGACAUGGCUGUCUCAAAGACUUUGAUGGAAGAGUUUCUGCAGUCCACUCCUGUUACUCCUAGCUUGGAUCUGUAUGUUCGCGUUCUAACGACUGGUCUCUGGCCAACACAAUCGGUUAGCCCGCGUGUUUCUUUGCCCGAGGAGGCUAUGGCAGCUUUCAAUGUUUACUCGGCGUGA
Messenger RNA from Dibothriocephalus latus, 1599 nucleotides. The record is from the annotation of a GenBank genome assembly. Lineage: Eukaryota; Metazoa; Platyhelminthes; Cestoda; Diphyllobothriidea; Diphyllobothriidae.